Messenger RNA from Glycine soja, 1455 nucleotides. RefSeq names its product probable polygalacturonase At3g15720. Gene Ontology annotation, biological process: carbohydrate metabolic process. Gene Ontology annotation, molecular function: polygalacturonase activity. Lineage: Eukaryota; Viridiplantae; Streptophyta; Magnoliopsida; Fabales; Fabaceae. Bases 111 to 1319 code for a protein of 402 amino acids. The record is from RefSeq and is a predicted model, not a curated record. The transcript is spliced from 7 exons.
ACUUUUCAUAGUGCGCUUACAUUUUACGUGCCCUAGCUAUCUUACAUAUAGUUAGACUUGAUGCAUUCAGUGUUGUUUUAAGAAAAAGAAUAUUAGUUUUAAUUUCGAAGAUGAAGUUCCUAUUUGCUGUGCUAGCUAUUUUUGUUGUUGCUUUACCUUGUGCGUGGACUAAACUGGAGCUUGAUGCAGGUCCUAGCUUCAAUGUUAUCGAUUAUGGUGCCACGGGCAAUGGUCAAACUGAUGAUUCCCAAGCUUUUCUGAAAGCAUGGAAAGACGCGUGUAAUGCAAGUUAUGGCACCGCAACACUUCUCAUACCCAAAGAGAAAACUUUCAUGUUACAGCCGGUGUUGUUCCGUGGUCCUUGCAAGCCUCCAAUCGUUCACAUUAAGCUCAAGGGAACCAUCAUUGCCCCAAACAAGAUUGAGGCUUGGAAAUUGCCAAAAAGUACAAGGAUGGCAUGGAUUCGUUUUAGGCACAUAAGUGGUCUUGUUAUCCGUGGAGGGGGAUGGGGACUAAUUGAUGGUCAAGGUUCUCCAUGGUGGAAUUCUUAUUUCAAUACCGAAAUUAAGAGGCCAACUGCUUUACAUUUUCGUGAAUGUGACUAUCUAUUCCUUAGUGGAUUGACUCACAUUAACAGUCCCAAAAAUCAUAUAAGCAUAAAUAGAUGCAACAACUCACUCAUCUCCAAAAUUCAUAUGAUUGCCCCAGACGAAAGCCCAAACACUGAUGGGAUUGAUAUCUCACAGUCAUCCAACAUUGUCAUAAAGAAUUCUAAGAUGGAAACUGGUGAUGAUUGCAUUGCCAUUAACCAUGGAUCCACCUUCAUCAGCAUAAUUGGUGUCUUUUGUGGACCAGGCCAUGGCAUCAGUAUUGGGAGCUUAGGAAAAAAUGGAGCCCAUCAAACAGUGGAAGAAAUAUAUGUACGAAAUUGCACCUUCAAUAGAACAACAAAUGGAGCUAGAAUCAAAACAUGGAUAGGAGGUCAAGGGUAUGCAAGGAAGAUCACUUUUAAGGAUAUUAUACUUAUGGAAGCUACAAAUCCUGUGAUUAUUGAUCAACAAUACAACCCAUAUGACAAUGUAGGUGGAGUGAGAGUGAGUGAUGUUAGUUACCACAAUGUGAGGGGAACCUCAAGUUCCAUGCAUGCAAUCAAACUGCAUUGUGACAAAAGCGUAGGUUGCACCAACAUUGAAUUGAAAGGGAUUAACAUAACUACCAUUACUGGAAAGAAAACUUAUGCAUCAUGCAAAAAUGUAAAAGGGGUGUGCUCUUUUUGUAAUCCACAUGUGUCAUGUCUUUCUCAUAAAGGAUCAAAUUAGUGUUAUAAGUAAUUUCAUUUAUUGUCAAAACAUCUGAUUUUUCUUUCUUCAUUGUACUCAAUUGUCGUUGAUUGAAUAAAUGAUAGUGUAACAUCUUGAAAUUUUUAUCUUAUUGAAAGAGAAUGUCUUAUAAUUA